CCCGCCCCGCCCCCACCGUCGCUGCCACAGGCUCUCGAGGGGAGGCGCGGCCCGAGCCGUUCCCGGACGGGCGGGGGGGCGCUGGGCCACCGCGUCUGGCCUGAGCACCGCGACGCUGCUGCCCCGAAGUCCUCCCGGAUCUUGAGGCGUAUGGAAUCUCAAGGUCUUUGUGAUAAUGGAAACCAAAAAAUUGAUUGGUAAACCGCUUCAACCAGCAAGACCUGUUCGUCAUCUGACUUCUCCCCCUGGAGCAGUAUUCCCAUUUAACUUUCAGAAUGAAUAUCCAUGCAACACUCAGUGCUUACAAAGUGGAGUUAGCAGAUGUAAAACGAAUGGAAUGCAAGCCUUUUCUCAAGGUCUUAAUGAACAACAACAUCAGUCUUCAGUUAAAAAAGAGAGAAUCAAAUACAGCAGAGAUUUCCUGUUGAAGCUCUCAAGUGUUUCUAUCUGCAGAAAAAAACCAGACUUUCUACCUGAUCAUCCCAUUGUACUUCAAAAACCAGAAAACAACCAAAGCUUUAAGUAGCAUUUUAAGAACAUAUAUAUUUGAAGAUAAAGAAUUAUUCAUAUUUUGGACACCUGCAAAUGAAGUGGAUCUAGCAACAAUAACUAUAAUGGACUGUGACAAUUCAAUGUAUUUUUAAUUUUGAUGGCUGGGAAUUUGGUUUCUCCUAAAAUGAGAAAGAGAUACUUUAAACUAUAAAGAAUUUUCUAAUCAGUUUCAGCUUUACAGGCAGUUUCCUGCAUAAAUUGAGACAUUAAUUUGGUUAGUGAAAUGGGAAGACUGGAAGUAAGAAUUUGGUUAGUGAAAUGGGAAGACUGUAUUUAUAAUUUGCAUGCUACUUGCAAAUUUUUCAUCACUUGUAAUAAUGGAAUGUAAGCUGUAAAGAUGCUCAAAUAUAAAGUAUUUGCUACAGUGUAUAUAUGAUACAUAAUUUCUUGUGGCUUUUAAAGUUGCUUUUGUUGUUUCCCACUGAUUUCAUACCAGCAUUUGAAAAGAACUUUCCUAUUUCUCUAGAGGCUCAGAAUAAUUCAGGAUGUUCAAUACUUAGUUCUCAAUAACAGGAGGGAGAACAUUUUUAAAAAGGUAUUUCUUUUCAAAUAUAUGAUCUAUCUCUAGGUUUGUGAUAAUACCAACAUUGUCAAAGAUUGUUUUAUUGCCAAAAGAGGAAAAAUUUGGGCAUUUAUAAAUAAUUGAGGUACAUUAAGUUUUAAUUCUGUAAUUUCUUAUAACAAGGACAUAUAUGGAUGAAGAAUUUGGGAGUUUAAACUUUUAGCUCCCAGAAAUUUUUAUUCAAUAUAUCUCCUGCAGUUUGUCACUCUGGAUGCCACUCGUUAAAAAAAUAAAAGUUUCUUCCAGCACAGUGCCAAAAAUUUUGCUGAUAGAAAGGUAAGUGUAAACUCUCAGUAGUUCUGUUCUUUCAGGUUCUCUCAGAUCUCAGGUCUACUGGCAAGGCAUUCAAGGGCAUCAUUUGGCAGAAAGUUUAUCUUAAACUGAAUUCUGAACUCCUAAAACCAGUACCUUUUUCUUCACUGGUCUCGGGGCUUGUUAUCCAGAUCAAAAUUUAGUCCAUGGCAGGUUGCCCCUCUUGGUCUUUAGUAUACUACUUUUGAUUGCUUUGUUCCCUAGAAAAAGAUUUCUUUUAAAAUAGGGGAUAGAAAAGCUUCAUUAGCAAUAAAUCUAUUGGUUAUUUUAAGAUUACUUUAUACCUACAGUGUAGUUUUUUCAUUUGUUUUUGCCCUAUUUCCCUUAAUAUUAUAGGCGCCAUUAUUUAUAUGUGUAUGAAUAUAAACACACACUCUCAUAUACAUACAUAAACUACAUGUAUAAUUUAUGUAAGAGCUGGGGUCAUCUCAAAAAAUAUAAUAAAAAAAGAGCUGUGUUCAGAAUUACCAUGUAAUUAAAUUGGUUUGCUUUAUAAUUU
This is a messenger RNA of Phacochoerus africanus (Common warthog), 1925 nucleotides long. It is a transcript of the gene C6H8orf88, whose product is annotated as chromosome 6 C8orf88 homolog. The transcript is spliced from 6 exons. The coding region runs from base 176 to 526 and encodes 116 amino acids. Gene Ontology annotation, cellular component: cytoplasm. The record is from RefSeq and is a predicted model, not a curated record. Lineage: Eukaryota; Metazoa; Chordata; Mammalia; Artiodactyla; Suidae. Gene Ontology annotation, biological process: negative regulation of translational initiation. Gene Ontology annotation, molecular function: eukaryotic initiation factor 4E binding.